AUGAAUCAUCAAUUGGAAACAUUACAAGAAGAAAAUGAGGUAUUAAGAAAUCAACAAGAUGGUGAUCAAUCAAAAUGGACAUUGGUAGUUGAUAAUUUAAAGAAACAAAAUGAAUCAUUUGAAAAUCAAUUUAAAGAAAUUCAUUCUUUUUUCAACAAUAAUAAUAGUAAUAAUAAUAGUAAUAAUAAUAGUGAUGAUGAAUCGACAUUUACACUUUUAAAACAAUUAAUUGAGUCAAAAGAUCAAGAAAUUAAACAAUUAAAAACAACUAUAGAAUCAACUCCUCCUCCACCACCAUCACCACAACCUGUUGUUGUUGUAACAUCUACCGAAUCAGAUAAUAAUAAUAAUAUAAAAGAUCAAUCUGAAAAAGGAGGAGAAACAAAAGAACAAUUAAAAGAACAAAUAACAAAAUCAACCAAAGAAUUGACAAGAUUAAGACAAUAUUUAAUUGAAGUUGAAGAAAAUCAUACUAUAUCAGAUUUGGAUAAUGAAGAAAAAAUCAAUGAAUUAACUCAAAAAUUAAAAGAAUUUGAAGAAAAGAGUAAAAAUAGUAAUGAAAUGAAUCAAGAGAUUGAAAGAUUAAGAAAUGAAUUGAAUGAAAAAGAGGAAGAGGUGAAACGAUCAAAUGUUGUAAUUAAUAAUCUAAACUCUGUAUUAGAACAAUUCCAAGCGGAUCAAGAAUCAGCCAUCCAAACUGAAUUGGUUGGAGUCAAUCAAAAGCUCAAAGAAUCGUUGCAAGAGAUUGACAAGCUCAAACUAGAGAAACAAAUGUUUGAACGAUUAAAAUUGGAAUAUGCAGAGUCACAACAAACCAUUGUCGAUUGUAACAUUCAACUAGAACUCAAAGCCAAAGAAUUGUACACUUUGCGAGAGGAUAUUGAACCACUCAAAAAGGCAUUUGACAAAAACAUCAUGCGUCUCAGUGACAUGUGUCUCAAUGAACAAGAUUCUGUAGAUAAACGUGUCGUUAGUAAAUUGUUCCUUACUUAUUUCAAGGGUAACAAAAAGACUGAAGUUUUGGCUCUCAUCGCUAAAAUGUUAUCAUUUACUGAAGAUGAAAAGAUUUCUAUUGGAUUAACAAAGAGACAAUGGUCAAUACCAUUCUUUGGAGCGCAAAUGACACCAGGUGGUAGUAUAAAUAAUGGUACUGAAGGUGAUAAAUCAGUUACAGACAUGUGGAUUGAAUUUUUAUUAAAAGAAGCUGGAAAUAGUUUGGAUGAACAACAACAAACUAGUACUUCUACUACGACUACACCAUUUUCAACACCAACAAAGUAUCAACCUGCCAAUGGAAAUAUGGCACCACCUCCUUCUCCGUCCACUCCAUAUCGUCCAUCCAUCACUUCAUCUCCAAUCAAUAAUGGAUCUGUCGGCGGUGGAAAUAUAAUUGGAAAAUUAAAAUCAAAUGUAAUACUUGAUGGUGAUGUCCCAAGUCAUCUAUAA
Messenger RNA from Cavenderia fasciculata, 1446 nucleotides. RefSeq lists its product as uncharacterized. Gene Ontology annotation, molecular function: small GTPase binding. Bases 1 to 1446 code for a protein of 481 amino acids. Lineage: Eukaryota; Evosea; Eumycetozoa; Acytosteliales; Cavenderiaceae. The transcript is spliced from 3 exons. The record is from RefSeq and is a predicted model, not a curated record. Gene Ontology annotation, cellular component: Golgi apparatus. Gene Ontology annotation, biological process: Golgi organization; endoplasmic reticulum to Golgi vesicle-mediated transport.